UAAUCUUUACGUUGAAUUAUAUGUAAACGGAUCAGAAACAGCUCCACAUUUAAUACUUAGCUUAUCUAACAAUGUCUGCUAUUCGACAUCUUUAAACUUUUUUGAUUGGUUCUGAACAUAUAUCCUUUGUCUUUCAAAUCAAAAUCACUUUUGAAACCAGUUGUCGAAACCAGUUCUCACAUGUUUGUUUAACUGAUAGAGGCUUAAAAUAGAAGAUAAAUCGAUGAAUAAAUGACGAAAAUAUUCUUUAUCACGUUCCAUGAUUUUCAAUUUCACUAAAAAGUGUAAUUAUGUUCAUGAAUGCACAAAACAUGUGUCCAAUUAUUUGCAGAAAUGUCCAAGCUUUAAAACGACGUACCAACAAAAUAUCGUAUUAGUACAGAGUAUUAAUAGAUUUGUAGUUACAGUCAUCUAUAGUGAGCCUUCAAAAUUAACUGGAACAUUAAAUAUACAUAUAUUGCAACAAAGACAUAUUUUCUCCAUUCAACAAAAAUACAACAUAAAUACAACAUAAAUAAACAUUAAAUACAAAGAAGAUUCAGGAAAUCUUAAUUAACUAUUUUCUAUUUUUGAUCGAGAAAGUUGUCAAUAAAUCAUGGUCUUCAAAGAUUUGAGAGUGGAACGUGUCGAGAAUGAGCUAGGGGAUGCAUUAUUUAAAUUGUAUCCUAAUAUAACAAAUGGUUUUGUUAAAAUCGGUGAGAAGAAAUGGCAUUUACCGUACAAAUAUGUUGACAUUAUCAAUGCGACAUAUAAUUUCGAAGUUCGUCAGAAUGAUACGUGGAUUGUUACAUAUCCUAGAUCAGGUACGACUAUAACACAAGAACUUAUAUGGUUGGUAGCAAAUGACAUGAAUUUCGAACAAGCGCAUCAGAGGCCUUUAACACACAGAUUUCCCUAUAUAUGUUCAAAUGCAAUGGAUGCUUUGGACGUGGCAUCAUGUAGUUCCAACGUGCAUAAAAUAAUUAAAUCAGAUUUGGAAUUUGUACAAAAUCAAACAUCACCACGUUUUAUCAAAACACACUUGCCUUUUGAUUUGUUACCAACAGUGAAAAAUAGCGAUUGUAAGAUUAUUUAUGUCGCGAGAAAUCCAAGAGAUAUGGUGAUCUCAAUUAUUCUAUCUUAUUCUAUUAUCUUAUUCAAUUUCCACAAGAAUUUGACACUUUACAACUAUCAAGGGACUUUCGAGCAAUUCUGUGAUCUAUUUCUAAAUAAUCACAUGACGUGGAGUCCAUAUUGGGAACAUGUAAAGGAAGCUUGGGCGAUGAGACACAGAACAAAUUUGCUGUUCCUCUUCUACGAAGAUUUGAUAAAAGAUUUACCUGGAAACAUCAAAAAAGUCGCCGAGUUCUUCGGUAAAGUUUACAGUGAUGAGCAGAUUGUUAAAUUAGCGGAACAUUUGAAAAUAGAGAAUUUCCGAGAAAAUCCUAUGGUAAAUAUUAAUUCUAUAAAAGGGUUUAUUCGACAAGGAAAGAUAGGCAAUUGGAAAGAGCUAUUCACCGCAGAAAUCGAGGAGAAAUUCAGCAAGUGGAUUUCUGAUAAUUUGAAAGAUACGAAUCUGACGUUCCCUGUUUAAUGAAGUCGAAAUAAAAGAAUAUAAAUAAAAUAAAAUUUUCUUAAUGCGUUGUA
Molecule: messenger RNA, 1626 nt
Organism: Wasmannia auropunctata (little fire ant)
Lineage: Eukaryota; Metazoa; Arthropoda; Insecta; Hymenoptera; Formicidae
Product: sulfotransferase 4A1-like
Exons: 6
Coding region: 596-1573 (325 amino acids)
Biological process (GO): sulfation
Cellular component (GO): cytoplasm
Molecular function (GO): sulfotransferase activity
Source: RefSeq, a predicted model, not a curated record